Messenger RNA from Danaus plexippus (monarch butterfly), 5022 nucleotides. Its product is annotated as putative fatty acyl-CoA reductase CG5065. Gene Ontology annotation, molecular function: alcohol-forming very long-chain fatty acyl-CoA reductase (NADP+) activity. The transcript has 9 exons. The record is from RefSeq and is a predicted model, not a curated record. Bases 195 to 1751 code for a protein of 518 amino acids. Lineage: Eukaryota; Metazoa; Arthropoda; Insecta; Lepidoptera; Nymphalidae. Gene Ontology annotation, biological process: long-chain fatty-acyl-CoA metabolic process. Gene Ontology annotation, cellular component: peroxisome.
CCAGCGCGGGAGAACCUCGUAAAAGCGGUUACUAUUGAAUCAACCUAGACAAGGAUUAAAAAUAUUCCAAGCGUGUUCGUAAAUUAUUAUAAUACACAUUUGUUUAGAAUAACAAAUGCAGUGGAAAUCCCUUGAAUUAUGUUAUCCUACAAUUAAAUGCUGUCGCAUACAAUUUCAUUGUGUAUAAGCAAGACAUGACGACUGAUUCAAUCAGGGAAUUUUACAAAUCAAAAAAUGUUCUUGUUACCGGCGGUACGGGUUUUAUGGGAAAGGUUUUGAUAGAGAAGCUUCUAUUUAGUGUACCUGAUAUAGGGAAUAUUUAUGUUUUAAUGAGACCAAAGAAAGGGAAGUCCGUCAACCAAAGAUAUGAGGACAUGCAAAGAUUACCAAUUUUCGAUCGUCUGAGAAACACAAAACCAUCCUCUUUGAAAAAAAUAGUACCACUAACUGGAGAUGUUUUAUUUGAUGAUUUUGGACUAUCGGAGAGUGACAUGCAAAAAAUAUCUGAAGAUGUUUCGAUUGUUUUUCAUUUUGCUGCAACCCUAAAAUUGGAGGCACCUCUCUAUGAAAACGUGAAUAUGAAUACAUGCGGCACGCAAAGAGCGCUUAAUGUAGCUAAAAAGUUGAAGAACUUACGUUUAUUUAUACAUCUAUCAACCGCUUUCUGCUAUCCCGAUUACGCCGUUCUAGAAGAAAAGAUGCAUGCACCACCGGUAAAGCCUUCAGAUAUAAUGCAUCUUCUAGAGUGGCUUGAUGAAAAGAAAGUUGCUAUUCUGACUCCAUCUUUACUCGGACCUCAUCCUAAUUGUUACACGUUUUCCAAAAGACUAGCUGAGAAUAUUGUAGAAAAUGAAUAUGAAAACCUUCCUGCGGUGGUCGUAAGGCCGAGCAUAGUAUGUCCCUCUAUAAAGGAACCUGUACCAGGGUGGGUGGACAGCCUCAACGGACCUGUAGGACUUAUGCUCGGUGCUGGUAAAGGCGUUAUAAGAAGUAUGCUUUGCGAUGGAAGUCUCAUCGCACAAGUUGUUCCCGUUGAUACUUGCAUAAAUGCACUCAUUGCUAUCGGCAUGAUAGAAGGCAAGAGAGAAGAUAAAGCAGAGCUUAUGCCAGUGUAUAACGUAAACAUUGGUCAUCAAAAACCAACAACGUGGGGAGAAGUUCUCCAAAUUGGUAAAGAUUAUGGACGCAAGUACCCACUGGCUUGGCCACUGUGGUACCCUAAUGGUGAUAUCACGACGAACUACGUAUUGCAUGAAUUUAAAAGACUAUUUUAUCACCUAUUACCGGCAUAUUGCAUAGACUUACUUUUAUUCUUGUUGAGACAACCACGUUUCAUGGUACGUGUUCAAGACCGAAUAAGCCAGGGUUUGCAAGUUUUACAAUACUUUACAAUGAGACCAUGGACUUUCCCGUGUCCAAAUUUUGAUAGUAUACAAUCCAAAUUGGACAAGGAGGAACAAGUUAUUUUUAAUACAGAUUUGACAACAGCUGACCGCGAUGCUUAUUUGCAGCAAUGUAUUGAAGGAGGUCGAAUUUUCUGCCUUAAAGAAGAUCCUAGCAAAAUCCGCAUUAACAGAGCCUACCACAACUUCCUCUUCGUACUGGAUUGUUUAGUGAAAAUACUCUUCUGGCUACUGCUUCUAAGUUUUUUCGCUGCUUAUUUUACACCACUACGAGACGUAUUGAGUUAUGGAGAACCGGUCGUAAAAUAUCUGCCAUUUGUAGGACGGGUAGUAUGCGAUAAGGAAUAGUUAAAUAAUGUUUACUCUUUGGGUCUGGUUGUAUUGUAGAACAAAGGGAAAUCAAAGGGUAUUAAAUAUUCAGGGUUUAAUAUAUAGGGUAUUUUUGUACCGUGAACUAUUAGGGACUCAAUGUAUAAAAAGUUUGUAAGCAAGAGCAAACAUAAAAUCCGAUAGGGGGAAAGUCUCGAGUUAGUAAGACAAUAUCUUCAUGUAUAUUCAUGAAAUCAUGUUGGUUUUUGCCUUGCAAGUAUUAAUACAAUAUACAUUUUACAAAAAUCGAUUUUAUAAGAUAGUUAACAUUCUUAAAUAUAUUUGUUUAAGCCAAAAAAUCUAAAUUAUUUAACCCUUUAUAGAUCAGAAGGGACUACCAUAACAAUUAAAAACAAAGCACUUGUAUGAUAAAACUGUUAAAUUUUUAUUGAACUAAAAAUUAUAAAAAAAAUUUAAUUGUUGAAAAUAAUAUGGUGUCCAUAUAUUAGCCACUGCCAUUCAUGCUCUCUGAAAUUGUGCAAAACAUGAUACAAUGCACAGUGGCACUGCGCACUUUGUGUAUUCUAUUUUAGUUUUCUUGUUCACUGCUUUUGUACUGCAUGAUCUGUAUCUUCUGUAGGUAGGCAACUCUUUUGACAUAUUUGACCCCACAUCAGAUAAUCUCAGUCAACAAAGUCAUCAUUGUAUUGUGUACUCUGGUAUUCUCUGUACAUAAUUUAUAUAUUAGCAUUAGUUAUUACAGCGACCACCAGAAAGAAAAAAAUUCAUGCGCACCGACGCACAAUUGCUGUAAGAGUACCUAAAUAUUAAUUUCAAACUAAUAUUGCAAUAAUGCAAACAAAACAAAGAAAAAAUCAAAUGUGACCUGAGUAUUAUCCCUGUUCUGAUCAAUCAAUUGUUUAGUCAGAUCUUUUACAACACUAGCCUCUAAGCCUACCUCUGUGACGUCGCCUUUUUACAAGUGUAUAAUUCAAACUGGUAUAAAUAUCCAGUCUUGCUAUCACAACUUUCCUAAACCUUGAAACCGCGUUUUAGCGAUUUCAUGGGCUUGUAUUGUUUUAGCAUAUUUCAGCCUUUAAAUGUAAUCCACUCAUUUAUGCUCUGGGAGGUGCAACAUACUGCAGCAUUUUGGAAUGGAUCAUUCAUAAAAUUGAUCAAAAGGUCGGAAUUUUAAAAGUAUGUCAUACUCAGUUUCAUCUAUUUUGGUCAUUUCACUGAUGUCAUUUACGUUUGAUAAAAUUUUCUUGAAAGUCUUUAAACUGGCAUAACAUUUGCAACCUAAUGCACCCAAAAACAUGGAUCAAAGGACCAAUAUAGAUUAAUAUUAGUUAAAUUAUGUAUACAAAUAAUUUUAAACAUACCAAAAAAAGCAUUGAAUUCUGCGACUGUAACAGGAUCCCAAUCUUUUUGGUUAUUUUGUAUUGAAAAUAUAUUUGUCUGAUCAAAAAUAUGCGAAACAACGUCGUUACUGAAUAAGACACUAAAAUAAGCCCCAAAGAGUACUCCUUUUAGGAAUAGACUGGUUUGGUUACAAAAAAAUCUCAUCAAAUUCAUCUGUCAGAAGAUUAUGUGGAAAACUUUCUUUCUUCCACUGAUCGUCACCCAUUCCAUUUGAACUAGGAGGCAUUUGAACAUGUGGCCUAUCAGAAGUCAUUCCUUAACUAGAAGCACGAAGUAGUGAAGCAUAUGAUGAAUCUCGCGGGCUUGAAAGGGUAUCCGCGAGCUGAGUUUUUAACCGAAGGGACAAACUAGGUUAGAAAAUUUCACCAAGCUUAUUAACACCACUUACCUGGAUCUCUUCUCGUUUUGUUGGACAGAAAAAGAGCGCAUUGUAUUGUGUCCGAAAAAUGGACGGAGCACUAUAAACACCACAGACCUAUUUAUGCACUACGUUAAAUAAGAAAAAAGCACAAGUAGAAUUACAUUUUGUUACGUCAGCCUAAAAAUUACAGUUUCUAAAAAAUAAAUGGUAUAUAAAAACACUAUACGAACUACCUCUGGCAAAUAAUUUAGCAUCAGAGCACUUCCAUUUGUAUAUAUUAUUAUAAAGUACAUUAUACAGCAGUAAUCCAAGUUUAAUAGAAAUCUUUAUUGCAGAUACAAAAUUCACAUAAGAUUAAAAAUAAAGUAAGGAGUGUCACUUCUAAUUUAGCGUGGAGUCGCUACUGGGACAGCGAAAAUAUGUUUUUUCCAUUUAAACUGAUAUGAUAAGUAAAAGGUAAUAAUUUCGUAACUAACAUUUGAACAUAUGACCAUGGAAAUAUAACAAUUAUAAUUUAAAAUAUUAAAAUGUAUAAUCUAAACCUGAGACGUAUUUAUGGAUAUUUAUUACUCAGUUUACGACAAACCCACAUCAGAAAAAGACAAAGGCUAAUGUUAUGUCACUUAAAUUCAUAUAGUUACUGCAGAAUCAAGGCAAAAGAAUUAUUUAGAGUAUUAAGUCACGUGACUAUACUCUUAAAUAUCGCACCCAGUUGGUUCCCGUAGGCCGCAACCAUUCAUGAAACACCCUUCGUAAAAUUCACUCUGAGCCCAGAGUCGAAUUCCACGCGAACAAAGUCGCAAGCAAAAACUAAUACCUAAAGUAACAUCACGGUUUCCAAAAUUAUAAAUAUUCCAUAAUCAGUAUUGAAAGUUCUCCCAUAAUCAAAUGUGAAUAGAAGAACCUUGAAACUGUUACUAUUUAGAUAAGCUAACUAAAUUCCAAUAACUACAGUUAAACUAAGCAUGUAUUUUUCUAUGUUAAAGUGCAUUAUGUACCUGGAAAGUCAGUCGGUCAGUCCAAAUAGGACAAAAUUAUUACAUCUGCCAUUAUCAAUUUUCUAACUAAUAUUCGCAGGCAACGCGGCAGCGCAAUCAUUCUUUACUUCUUUUAAAUUAAAAAAUAAAGAGAGGAUGUGAUUUUAAAGCACAAAAAUAAGUAAUGUUAGUUUAUGUCAGUUAAUAUUUUAAAAUUUGUUGUAAUUAUGUAUCUAAUAAAACAAAUAAAUAAAUCGAAUAGAUUUUACUGAUUCCAAUGCAACAAAAAUCAUAGGAAGCAAUCUCAAAGACUAUACAAUGUAUAAUAUUAUAAAUAAAAAACUUUUUGAUAAUAUAUUCUUACAUACAUAUUGACACAUGAUAUAUUCACUGCCUAGCGUUAAUAAUGUUAACAAACUCAGGUUUAAGACUGGCUCCACCAACCAGGAAACCAUCGAUAUCUUCACAAGCUGCCAACUCCUUUGCAUUUGCAGCAGUCACUGAACCACCAUAUUGGAUACGGACUGAUUGAGCAACUUCUGCAGAUACA